AUGUCGACUCGACCAGACUCUGCGGCUACGCGACCACGUUCCCGCCGCUCAAUCGCCCAUGUACCACGAUCUAAGAUGACGUCCGGUCUGGACAAGGAGAAUGCGACGACAGACAUCGGAGCUAUGGCACCCUUUGAACCCAACACCAAGCCCACUACAAAGGACAAGAAGUCUCGAAGUAAGAGCUUAGGACCAGGAGGACUGGAUGCUCUUCAAAAUUCCAAUGGCAAUCGCCGCAAGUCGACCGCCUCAUUUCCUCUAAAAUCGAUUCUCAAACCUACAGUACCUGUGUCUCCCGUGCGAAACAUACCAUCGUUUGAAGAAACGCGCCGGCGCACCCCUGCUCGUGAUGCAUCAAACCAUAAUGUCGAUGCCGACGGCAAUGACCAAGGACAAGAGGGACUACUGAUCGAUUUUGCAACACCACCGCAGCCCGCUAUGGCAGGAGAUGGGAAUAUUGACAAUCCGUUUGACAACUUCAAUGCGACAUCUGCUAUCCGCGACGAGAUGGCUGCAACAAGAGAACGCGACGAGAAGGAGCGCCGUGAACGUGAACGUCAAACUAUCAUGGAGAAGCGAGAAGCGCGACGGAAAUCAAUGGCAAAUCGUCGUGUUUCGUUCGCCCCUGAAGCCACAUUACACACCUGGAACGUGGUUGAAAUACCCGAAGACGCAACAUCAUCAUCUGCCUCCAAUUCUACACGACGUGCAUCAUCUCUUACGAAUACUCAGAAUCAACCACAGCCCACGCUAACUCCGGCGAAGGAGGCACCUGCAUCACCAGAUGACGCCGAGUCAGACUUCGGCUUUUCUCCAGUUCGCGAGCAGGACCUACAGCAAAUGAGGGACCGCUCUGCAUCGACUGGCACAGACGAUGGCCCCGCAGACCUCUCAAGCCCAUUCAGCGGAAGCUCAGCUGCGAGCGAAGAUACUGGCGCACAUAGCUUAACUGAAGAGGAAGAAGAUGACAACUCCUUAGGAUCUGACGAUGGAUUUGACGCCGAAAGCACUGCUAUGAGCAUGGACGAUUUGACUGCCCGCUCUACUGCUACUGUGCAGUCAGAUGUAUCAUCCAGUUCCAGUUCCAGUGCCAGACUCAACGACGCACUGCGCCAGGCUGCCAAGGAAGCCGGAACCGCAGCAAUAGACGAGGAAACUGGUGAAAUGUCAAUGGAACUUGCGGAUCAAGAAAUCACUGGUGCCUUUCAGCCCUGGAUCAAGAAAGGCCAAAGGCAAAGCUUCGACUGGGAAGACAUUAGUGCCCGCCAUGACCAAGAGAACGUCGACCCUUCCAAGGCUGUUUCGACUCUGGAGUUCCCGGCGUCAGAUGGGAUGGAUGAGGACGAAGAUCUUAGUAUGGAUGUGACAAAUGUUGUUGGCGGCAUUCUAGGCAAAGCACCUGGGCGUCGCCAGAGUGUUCCCAAUCGCAAGUCCUUAGGCCUAGAAACGAACUAUGGCGACCAAACCAUGGAGAUGACUGGAAUGGUUGGAGGCAUUGCGCCUACAGAAUCUCCGUCCAUGCCCACAAAUGAUGAUAACGACGAUGAAGAGAUGACUAUGGAGUUCACGUCAGUCGUGGGUGGUGUUUUAAACAAAAGCCAACAAUUCCAGCAAGCUGCGGAUAGCAGCACGGAACGACCAGGUUCCUACACUCCAAAGUCAGACCACAUGUCUGUGGAUGUGGAUAAUGAACCCGACGAUGGUAUGGAUAUGGAAAUGACUGGCGCCGUUGGUGGUAUUCUGCCAUCUGGAUCGAGGACCCCGGACAGAGCUCAGGCGAAAAGGAUCAUGGAGCUUGAGACUGAGUCCGGCCAAUUGGGAAGCUCGCCCUUCCAAGAGAAUGUCCGGCAAUCUCCCGCGAAGUCUCCUACGAAAUCACCUCUUGCUAUGCAUGUCGCAGCUGUUGCUUCCGAGAACGGCAGCCCCAGCCUGGCGAGUGUUCAACCCAGACGUUCUUCACGCCGUAGCUCUGUAUUGGGCGCAUCAAGAACCCCAGAGUCAGCCACUCGCCAGCGCUCACCAACGAAGAAACCGACUACUCCCUCGAAACAGCUGACACCUCAGCCAAAACCCACCACUCCCAGCAAAACUCCACCGUCUGCCAAUAUCACCUUCCGUAGCGCCUCUCCGAAGAAGCUCUUCCAGCCCGAGAUCCAGCAGUCGGCACAGAAACGCAAGUCUACCCGCCUGAGCAUCUUUGAACAGAACACUUCCAAUGGACAGUCAACCCCUCGCAUUCUUCUUCAACCCCGUGAGGGACGUCGAUCUUCCGGCCUGGGGAUCGAUAAGGAAGGUCUUGGAUCGCCUCGCGUCGCGGCUAUUCUGGACAAGCGUCUAUCACUGGGUGAGAAUACACCGCAGUUUGUUCCCCAGGAACGAUCCCGUGGUGGUGUACGGUUUGAAGACCCAUUGAAAAUGCAGGCAGAUGAAGAGCGGGAGCGCGAGGAGGAGGAACUCAGAGAGGACGGUCAUAUCCCUCCGCCUAUCAAUUUGGACCGAGAUCCCACUUCGAGUUUGAAGGAUAUGAUUUCGAGCAUGAGUCCGAAGAAGGGCAAGGUCGGCAGUCGCAAGAGUCUACACGUCGGAGCUGCUCGUGGUAUCUUAGGCAAGCGGCCUGCGGAGCUCGAUCUGGAGGAAGAGGAGGUAGAGAACUCACCCAAGCGACUGCGUGGGCAUACCGUCAGUCCUGUCAAAGGCGUCAGACUGCCAGGACCAACCCAUGAUGGAACGAGUCGCCGAUCCAUCCGUUCUCCCGUCCGCAGAGCUCGUAGCUCCUCGCCCCUCAAGGGUAGCGCCACCCCUACUCAGGAACCAAGGAGCGUCUCUAACAAGGGGACGACGCCGCUCAAGGAGGGUAUCGAUGCUCUACACCUUGUCUCUGAUCAGCCAGAGGAAGAAGAGGCAGAGGAGGUCACUGCUGAAGGCCAAGCUGCUGAUAUGGAGCCUAUCCAGCUUCAAGAUUUCCUUAACAUGACCAAUAUCCACUUCAUGGAGCUCACCACAACGAAGAGACGACACACCACUGCACCUGGGAGUGCUACCAAAAGGCUGAGCCGGGCUUCCUUGGUGAAUGUCGCUAAGCAAGGCACAAGUACUUUUGACGACUGUGUGGCUGCUGGCUUUUGCACAGUACCUAUGCUAGAGCUGUACCAGCACUCUUGCCGUGAAUUGAAGUCAUACAUCUCCGAAGGCCGUCAAGUGAUUCGAUCUAUUGAAGCCGAAACAUACACCGACAACCCCCCUCUCUUCCGUGAAUAUAUGUGUGCCCCUCCAGACAUCCGUGUGAUUAUGGACAACCAGUUCCGAAAUGUCAAAACACAUGCACGCCUGCUUAGCAAGGCUACGUGGUACGAGUGGCGGAUGAAGCUUCUCGAGGGUUUGAAGGAAGGACUCCACCGCCAUGUAGAGGACAUGAAGGCGGACGACGAGCUACUGUCUAAACACGAGGAGCUUCUCAAUAGCGCCGUGCCCCCCUUGGUAGAAAAGCAUGCCUCUCUAGAGCAAGAGAUGAGCAAUCUACAGCAACUGGUGGAAGAGAUGGAGAGCUGUGAUCAAGACGAGUUGCGAGGCGCACGCCAAACGCUUUCCAGGGUCGAUGAUGAGAUUGAGGCCAGGAAGAGAGAACUCAAGCAGCUGCAAGAGGAGGUCCAGCAAAGGACCAACAUUAUCGAAGCCGGAACUGAGAUGCGCGAUGAGUACCUGGCACAGAUCCAGGAGGCGGAGCGCGUCAAGGAAGAGUGCCGCGGGUGGAGUGCGCUAGAUAUUCGCGAGCUCAAGGCUUCUGUCCAGCAAAUCGAGCGUCAAACUCGCUGGUCAAUUACCUCUGCAUCGACACCUGCAGAAUCAUCUACCGGUCCCAUGUUGACCAUAUCAUACCGCGGCCAGUUGCAAAUCAAGUUCCACCCCGAGGCCUUUGCAACCAAGAACUCAACAGCCGAGAAGACGAAUCUUCCUCUCGAGUUGAGCUCCAUCAAAGGCAAGGCGCUCUCCCCCAUUGCAUCGCUUGUCUUGCCAUCAUUGCAGCGCCACCUCGCCACAAUCCAGCAAUCCAAGGUCGCCCCGAAGCAGCUUCUGCGCUUCAUCUCAAAUGCCUGGGACCGCACCAUCGGCCUUGAGAACGAAGCUCGCAUGCUCGAGUUCUGCGGCGUCACCCGCCUCACCCUCUCAGAUCCCAACGAUGCCUCGCUCUACCUACGUGCUCGCUGCACUCUCCUCGGCAACGCGGCCGUCUCAUCCACGCCCGGCCGUAAAGGCGCUGCGGCCAAGAACAACAGUGCGAAGCGUAUUGAUGUUGACUUCACCGUCCGUACGCGCAUUGACACUGAGGUUGAGAACAUGAAGGAGAUCGGCUCUCUCGAUUUCGAUAUCGAUGUUCUAGCCACGAAGGUCUAUGGCUUCGGCGCUGGUAACAAGUCCGGUCUCUCCGGCAAGGAGAUGCAGAGUAUUCUUGGCAAGGGGAUGGUUCGUGACGAUGGGAACGCCCUGGGCAAUGGAGUCUGGUGCAAGGCCGUACGGAUGCUAACUGGGUCUGUGUUUUAA
Molecule: messenger RNA, 4539 nt
Organism: Penicillium canariense
Lineage: Eukaryota; Fungi; Ascomycota; Eurotiomycetes; Eurotiales; Aspergillaceae
Product: kinetochore-microtubule binding complex subunit SPC105
Exons: 4
Coding region: 1-4539 (1512 amino acids)
Biological process (GO): protein localization to kinetochore; mitotic spindle assembly checkpoint signaling; mitotic sister chromatid biorientation
Source: RefSeq, a predicted model, not a curated record